AUGGCUUGGUGGACAGCAAGGUUUGCUCUGAUGCUUGUCUCGAUCUUCAUCAAUUUACCAAGCUGCCAGGCCCUCUACGCCUCAUGUCCGCCUGGCUGGCUGAAAUGGCAGCAAUCUUGCUACAUCUUACUACCGGACAAGAUGAAUUGGUUUGAGGCCUCGGAGGCUUGUAGCCGGCCGGGAAGCAGUCUGGCCGUGCCCAACUCGCGGGAAGAAAACGACUUCAUCUGGAAGUCAGUGAGGCCACAGACUGACGGUAUGUGGAUCGGCUGUACGGAUGCGGCCCAAGAGGGUAUCUGGCUGUGCGGGGGUCAACCUAUGACUUUCAGCAGUUGGAAAGGGCGAAAUCCGCACAACGACAACCAGCGUAACUGCGCCCGGAUGACUGUGUACGGUGGUGGGGGCUUAUGGUCCGCCAGUGUUCCUUGCGGUAGCAGCAACCGCAAACCUGCAGCCUGUGAGAUGACGGUCUCUGCGAUGCCAGCCUACCACGCCAUCACCGGUCCUGAUGGGCGUGUCCCCCAGUUAUGCCUCAUCCAUCACGACAUCAAGAAUCGGACGGAAGAUGGCGUGCUUGCCUGUGGCUGGGCGUGCCGAGCCGAUCCCCGAUGCCGCUCCUUUAAUCUCUGGCAGAGCAACACUGAAAGAGAAAAGAUGUGUCAACUCAAUGACGUCACUCGUCUUGUGGCUGAUGUCAACGACUAUAAGGCAACCAACAACUGUUACUAUUUUGAACUGUAGAAAGAUUUCAACUGAAAGAUCACUUGCCGUCAA
Molecule: messenger RNA, 774 nt
Organism: Patiria miniata (bat star)
Lineage: Eukaryota; Metazoa; Echinodermata; Asteroidea; Valvatida; Asterinidae
Product: C-type lectin lectoxin-Enh6-like
Exons: 1
Coding region: 1-741 (246 amino acids)
Source: RefSeq, a predicted model, not a curated record